Molecule: messenger RNA, 6302 nt
Organism: Lethenteron reissneri (Far Eastern brook lamprey)
Lineage: Eukaryota; Metazoa; Chordata; Hyperoartia; Petromyzontiformes; Petromyzontidae
Product: filaggrin-like
Source: RefSeq, a predicted model, not a curated record
GCGCCUGCACGCCUCUUGCCGGCCGCACAGCGAGUGGCGCCGGCCGAGGCCGCCACCACCGCAUCAUCCACGCGACUCAUCGCCAGUGGCAGCAGCAGCAACUACAAGUUUCACCCAUGCGCGGGCGACUCGGUUGCGUCAACCGGGAGCAACGUCGCUUGCAGUCGCAAGCGACUCGGCGUCUGCCGCUGCUCAGAUUCGGAUGAGUGUGGAGAAGCGCUGCAUGGCGAACACUACGAUAUUGAGCGCCUCUCCUCUGGGCGCUUCAAAGCCACCUCUCUACUCGGCCGCGAUAAAGAGGCCACACGGAGGAGGUGGAGGAGGUGGUGGUGGCCUCCACUGGCCCAACGGCACCACGGGUCUGCCUCGUUCGGGCUUCGCGUCCGUGGACGGAGUGAGCCUCGGCUACCUGCUGGUCGGCGGCGCACAGAUGUUCGCCCUGUCGCAGGUGUUCACCGACCUGCUCAAGAACAUCCCGCGCACCACGGUGCACAAGCGCAUGGACCACCUGAACGUGACGAAGCACUACUGCGACCUGCAGGGCCUGCGCGAGCUCAAGGAGAUGCGCUCCAUCGCCUUCCACGCCGCCAAGUGCACGCUUAUCUCGCGCAGGGACGUUGAAGCUCUCUACCGCUCGUGUCGCUCCGAGCGAGUGCUCAGGACUAAGAGGCGCAGAGUCCAACAGAAGCAGCAGCAGCAGCAGAAGAAGCAGCAGCAAAAGCAGCAGCAGCAGCAGCAACAGCAGCAGCAAGAGCUGCAGCUGCAGCAGCAGCGGUGGUCACGAACUCUCCCCGCCGAAGACGCGACCUCAUUCAGCGACUGCAACUCAAACUCCUCGGCGAAGGAAAACCGUCUCGGUGAGGAUGCAGGGAGCGUCUUGCUCGUCCACCACCAUCAGCAGCACCACCACCCGCAACACAACCACCACCACCACCACCCGCAGCAGCAGCACAACCACCACCACCACCGCGCUCCCCCGAAGCUUUCCGCGCGGCGCGUUUCCCCGACGGUGGACGCGGCGUGGCCGGGAGGCGGCGGCGGCGGCUUCGACUGGCGGCCUCUACUCCUCGGCUCCGCGCCUCCAAGUUCCUCCUCCUUCGCGGCGGUGGCGGCCGCGGCCGCGGCGGCGGCGUCGUCACCGGCGCGAGGCACCGUGGCCGUCGUGAACCGCUCCGUCGUGCAGGUGUCGGCAUCUGCGUCGCUGACGACGACGACGACGAUGAUGAUGAUGAUGCCGAGCGACAGCACGAUCACGGCGGCGUCCGCUGGCGCGCCGCUCGGCUACUGCCUGACGGGUUCCUCGCGCAGGACGGCGGCGGCGCCGGGCGAGGUGCUCGUGGAGACGUCCUCCUCGUUCGCGCAUCCGCCAGCGGGAAAAGUUGCGCCCAGUCAGCAGCAGCAGCUCCGGCGGCGGCAGCAGCAGAAGAGGAAGAAGCGCCACCGCGCGGAGGAGGUGGACAAGGUGGCAACCUUUGUUCCCGGAUUAACGCGGCAGAGAGGGCAGCCGCUCGCCUGCGCCCCGGCGGCGAGGGGUCACGGCGGCGGGCAGCAGCAGCAUCAGCAGCAGCAUCAGCAGCAUCAUCAGCAGCGGCAUCAGCAGCGGCAGCAGCAGCAGCGGCAGGCGGCGUGGGGCGCAGCGCGGGAGGAGGAGGAGGCGCGAGUCGCGCGCAACGCGUGCAGCGUCGCAGGGACGGACUCCGACUCCGAUGAUGAUGAUGACGAUGAUUACUGUGACGAUGAUGAUGACGAGGAGGCUGCGGCGGCGGAAGAAAGUUUAGACAGCGACCGUGUUUACGAUUACAACGAGCCAGGCGAGACGGCAGGAGGGGGGUGCAGGAGGGUGAGACCGGCCAAACGAAAAGGCGGCGGCAGUGGCGGCGAUGCUCGUGUUUACCACUACGAUUACCACGAAGCCGACGGCGAUGAAGAGGACGAUGAUGAUGACGAUGAUGGUGAUGAGGAUGACUCCACGUUCUGCUCCACCUCGGAGGCGACAUCGGCGAGUGACGACGACGAGGAUGACGACGAGGAUGACGACGAUGAGAACGACAUGGACGCCGCCUCUUCCGACUCGGCCUCGAGUCGGGCCUCGAUGCAGAGCAUCCGAUUCCGGCACCCGGGCCCCGCGGCGCUCGGCGCUGGGAACGCUUACGGCGGGGGCGCGUUCCAGCAGCAACAACAACAGCAGCAACAGCAGCAACAGCAGCAGCAGCAGCAGCAGCCCUUGUUUGGGGGUCUCGCUGUGUCCCCCGCGGGGCCCAGGGGAAGCGUGUGGGGGGAGCGCAGCGCCGCCGCCGCUCCGAGUUUCCACGCCCUCCUCCUGCGGGGCGAAGCGCGGCCCACGGCCCCCUCCCUCCUCCACGUCGCCCCCGCCGCUGGACGCCCGCGCCGCGGCUUGCCGGCUCGCUCGCUCCGCGGUGGCGAGCGGGCUGGUCUCGACGGCGUUGCCGACGAACGGAAGAAGGAUUACAACGGUGGUGGUGGUGGCGGUGGUCACGUAACCAAGAAGGAUUACGGUGGUGGUGAGCGGAAGAAUGGUGGCGAUUAUGAAGAUCGUAAGAACGGUAACGGUGUUGGUGGUGGUGAUGAGCAUGACGAGGAGGAGGAGGAAGAGAAAGUUAAUGAGCGGAAGUUACGGAAGAUGUCUCGGAGCGCUGCUGAUGAGCGCGGAGGGGCGCGAAUCGCGGUUGCCGUCAAAUCCGCGCCGCGUCGGACGCGAGUCGAGCAGCAGCGGAACGCGCGCGGGAGGUCGCGGCCGUCCGGCAGCAGAAGAGACGCCGGAGUGUUCCAGCGGUCUUCCUCGUUGUUCCCAUCAUCAGUGCCAUCGUCAUCAACAACAGCAUCAUUAUCAUCAGUGCCAUCAUCAUCAACAACAGCAUCAUCAUCAGUAUCAUCAUCAUCAACAAAAGCAUCAUCAUCAGUGCCAUCAUCAUCAACAAAAGCAUCAUCAUCAGUGCCAUCAUCAUCAACAACAUCAUCAUCAUCAGUGCCAUCAUCAUCAACAACAACAUCAUCAUCAUUGACGUCAUCAUCAACAAAAGCAUCAUCAUCAUCAGUGCCAUCAUCAGCAACAACAACAACAUCAUCAUCAUUGACGUCAUCAUCAACAAAAGCAUCAUCAUCAUCAGUGCCAUCAUCAUCAACAACAGCAUCAUCAUCAUCAGUGCCAUCAUCAUCAACAACAACAUCAUCAUCAUUGACGUCAUCAUCAACGACGUUAGCAUCAUCAUCAUGGACAUCGUCACUGUCAUCAUCGUCGUCGUUGUUGUUGAUUAAGACGACGGCGGCGGCAGGGGUUGUUGAUGGCCACGCUGCCCUACGCGCUGCUCGGAAAAGGCGGAGAGCUGCCGCUGUCGUCGUUUCUGACGACGAUGGCGACGAUGUCGCUGUCGCCGCUACGGCUGGCUCUGUCGCCCGUGCUGCUGCUAAUCUCGUCACCGCUGCUGCUGCCACCGCUGCUGUCACUGCUGUCGCUGUGCCCUCUGCUCCUGCUGUAGCUGCUGCUGCUGCCGCCGCCGAUUCUAAAGUUGAACGUCAGCUGUGCGUGAGAGCAGCGCAACCUCGACCUCCGAGGAGGAGGAAAGGGUCAAAGACCCUGGAAACCUCGACCAGAGGCGAGACGCUCGCUCGGGGCUCCAGCCCAGAGAUGCCCGAAAUCAGCAGCAGCAGCAGCAAGGCUAGCAACAGCCUCAGUAGAUGUUGUAACAGCAACAGUUGUUGUUGUUGUCGUAGCAGUAGUAGUGUUCGCCACGGUAAUGCCGCCACCUCGACUACCUCAAAGCAAGCGAGCACGCGACCUGAACGCACUUUAAGCGCACACACCUCGUGCAAGGGGGCGCAACCAGCGGGCACGUGUUGCAAAGGGCAGACGCGGGGAGAUAGAGCUCGUGUUGGCAGGGCUGGCGAAGGUAAGGUGAGUGAAGGCAUGGGUAGUGGGGGCAAGGGUAGUGGGGGCAAGGGUAGUGGGGGCAAGGGUAGUGGGGGCAGGGGUGGUGAGAGUAGAGUUAGUGAAGGUCGGGUUAGUGAGAGUAGAGUUAGUGAUGGUAAUGGUAGUGAAGGUAGGGUUAGUGAAGGCCGGGUUAGUGAGAGUAGAGUUAGUGAUGGUAAUGGUAGUGAAGGUAGGGUUAGUGAAGGCCGGGUUAGUGAGAGUAGAGUUAGUGAUGGUAAUGGUAGUGAAGGUAGAGUUAGUGAAGGUAGGGUUAGUGAUGGCAGGGAUAACACAGGUCGGGACCUUAAGCGUAGGACUAUUGAUUAUCGGCCUCGUGAAGGCAGGGCCGGUAAAGCCGGGGCCCGUGAACCACGACCCCAGGAAGAGAUGUCUCGUCAAGACGGGAGCCGUGAGGACCGGGAGGUGGCAGAGAGGGCUCACGAAUGCAUACCUCACGGCCAAAGGGCCACUACAGACAAGGCCCAUAAACAGAGCAACAGCGAAACAAAUGUUCGGGCAGACGUGGACGGGCAUCGCGAAGAUUCGAGUCCACGAGACGCGAGGCGAGGAGACGGGGCUCGUGAAGGCGGCGCUCGUGAAGCGGUUCGUGAUAAAGAGAGGACUCGGGGAGAUCGGAACCGUGAGCACAGGAACCACCAAGACGGGGCUGGAGAAGACAACACUCACAAAGUCAGGAGUGGAGCGGAGAAGAGUGGAGCAAAGCGGAGUGGAGCAGAGCGGAGUGGAGGAGAGAUGAUUAAAGCGGAGAGAAUUGAAGCAGAGAGGAGUGGAUGGGAGAGUAGUGAAGGAGAGAAGAAUGGAGUGGAGAGGAGUAGAGGAGAGAGGAGUGGAUGGGAGAGUAGUGAAGGAGAGAAGAAUGGAGUGGAGAGGAGUAGAGGAGAGAGGAGUGGAUGGGAGAGUAGUGAAGGAGAGAAGAAUGGAGUGGAGAGGAGUAGAGGAAGAGGAGGAGACCGGGUGCAGACGCGAUCAUCGAGGCACAGGGCGGGCCCUGCCGGCCUCGUCUCAGGGAACGCGGCCGAUCCGUGCACCGCGACCUCUUCGCCAGCGGCGCGCUCCUCCGGGCCGAGGAAGCGCAAAGCGACGGCGGCAGCGGCGGACGUGGCGACCGCGGCGGUGGCCAGUGCGGCGGCGCUGGGCAAGAGGGCCUUCGACUUGAUGGGGAAUUUCGCGUCCCCGGCGUCGUUGGUGGUGGGCUCCGACGGGGACCUGUGCCCCGCCUACUCCGUGAGCUGCUCUCAGGGUCACAGCGGCCACCCCGUGUGGAGGUGGCGCCUGGGGGGGGCUGUGCUGCCUUUGCCCCCCAGCCACAGAUUCAGGCGCUUCGACUCGUGAGGGGGGCGCCGUGGCCGUCGGCGACUCCCCAGAACCGCGCGCAUCUCUACGUCCGUGGUGCUUUGUUUAUAUAUGUGUGUGUGUGUGGACGUAUGUGCGACACGAACUAAUUAAUGGCUCCGCGCGUAAUUAUUUGCACGGUGGUCUGGGUGCUCGACUCUCAAUCGCGAAGGUUGCGAGUUUGUUGACGUGAAUCAUCUCGGCGAGCGAGUGGGGGGUGGGGGGGGAGGUUCGCGUCGCUUGGCCAAUCAUCCCUGCAGGGUCGGGGAGAGUGGGAGAGACUGGCCGCCCGCCAUGCGAAUGUGGAAUUUCCACUUUACUGCUGACCUCUGGGUCACCAACGCUUGAACAGGAAGACACUUUCUCUUCUUCUACGUCGUGUGACUAUUUGAAUAGCACCAGGGCUAGAGGACCGUCGAUGAUGAUGAUGAUGGUGAAGAUGAUGAUGGUGAUGAUGAUAGUGAUGGUGAAGAUGAUGAUGGUGAUGAAGGUGGUGGUGGUGGUGGUUAUGACAGUGCAACACAGAGACUGUUUUCUUUCCUUUUGGGUUUUCAUACUGCGGUGUAAAUCAGGGUUGACCUAUGAACUACUGAUCCACGGUGCCUACGUCAUUACAAUUGAUGCCUCGACUGGGUCUGUCCGAUGCCCCACGUGGGCCCGUCGGAGCCGCGACGCUUUCGGGCAGACUCGGGUCACUGGUGUUUGUCGAAUCGAGAACAGCGUGCUUGAUUUUUUCUUAUUGUAAUAAUAAUUAUUAUCAUGGUAAUAAUCAUGAUGAUGAUUUUUUUGUACGUAAUUUAUUAAUGCCAAUGACAAUUGUGUUUGGUGUGCUUGCGAUAUUGAAUUUUUUUUUACACUUUAAAAGCGAUUCAAUUGAUCUCCUUGUUAUUUAUUUGUUGUUAUUGUUUCAUUUCGGUGUUUUGAUAGAAGCUACAAUUCUUGACUAUGUUUUGUUUAUUUGUUUGUUUUUCCCCCCUCUCUGCGCGAGAAAUUUGAAUUAAAGAGAAUGGGUUAUUUUUUA